GCAUUAUCCAGUAACAAGUCUCUACGUUAUAGUAUACGUAUUAGUUGUAUGCUAUUGAGCUGAAGAUAUAAAAACACAUCGUUCAGUCGUCACUCGUUCUUGUACCUCAUAAGGCGAUAAUUUAUAAGAAUUACACGUAAAAUGCGAGCUCUCGUUUCUGUACUGGCAAUUGCCGUAAUUGCCACCGUGUCCGCUGAAGUUUUCUUCGAAGAAAGAUUUUCAGAUGAUUCAUGGGAAAAGAACUGGGUAUACUCAGAGCAUCCCGGCAAAGAAUUCGGAAAGUUCAAGCGGACUGCUGGAAAAUUCUACCACGAAGAAUUACAAGACACAGGUAUCCAAACAACUGAAGAUGCUAGGUUUUACGCUCUCAGCAAAAAGUUCAAGCCAUUCACGAAUAAGGACAAGCCAUUGGUUGUCCAAUUCACCGUCAAGCAUGAACAGAUGAUCGAUUGCGGUGGUGGCUACGUGAAAGUAUUCGACUGUUCAUUGGACCAGAAGGACAUGCACGGAGAGACACCAUACCUUCUUAUGUUUGGACCUGACAUUUGUGGACCUGGAACCAAGAAAGUUCACGUAAUCUUUAACUACAAGGGAAAGAAUCUGUUGAUUAAGAAAGACAUUCGUUGCAAGGACGACGUGUACACUCACUUGUACACUUUGAUUGUCAAACCAGACAACACUUACGAGGUUCUUAUCGACAAUGAAAAGGUUGAGUCUGGAGAACUUGAAGCCGACUGGGACUUUUUGCCACCCAAGAAAAUCAAGGACCCGAAUGAGAAGAAACCCGAAGACUGGGAUGACCGUGCUACCAUUCCCGACCCAGAAGACACCAAACCCGAAGACUGGGACAAGCCUGAGACUAUCCCCGACCCUGAGGCCACCAAACCAGAAGACUGGGACGAUGAAAUGGACGGAGAAUGGGAACCACCAAUGAUCGACAACCCAGACUUCAAAGGUGAAUGGAAGCCAAAGCAAAUUGACAACCCAGCUUUCAAAGGACCAUGGCUCCAUCCUGAAAUCGACAACCCUGAGUACGUUAAGGACGAAGAACUCUACAAGAAAGACGAAGUCUGCGCCAUUGGUUUCGAUCUUUGGCAAGUCAAAUCUGGAACCAUCUUCGACAACGUUCUCAUCACUGAUGAACCAGAAGCCGCCAGCAAAUUUGCCGAAGAUGUUUGGAAACCAAACUUUGAAGGUGAAAAGAAAAUGAAAGAAGCUCAAGAUGAGGCUGAAAGAAAAUCAAUGGAAGCGGAGAAACCAGAAGCCCCAGAAGAGGAUGAUGAUGAAGAUGAUGAUGAUGCGGAUGACGAAGACAACACCGUACCAGAAGUUGAGGAGCACGACGAAUUGUAAAUAAAAAAUAUGUCGCGCGUAGCAUGAGAAGCAGACUGUAUUCCAGGAGCUGUUGAGCAAGAAAAAGACACACCAGCUGUUUCCAACACUACACAAUCCAUUUAUAAAAUAACUUUAAUUAGAAAAAAAAAAAAAAAAAAACUUAGUAAUACAUUCUCCUCCGAUUUUCUUCAGUAUAGUCUUCGCUUUCACGUACAAUUUCCAGUAAAAAAAAAAAAAAAAAAAAA
Cotesia glomerata is the source of this 1580-nucleotide messenger RNA. RefSeq names its product calreticulin (gene Calr). Gene Ontology annotation, cellular component: endoplasmic reticulum; endoplasmic reticulum membrane. Gene Ontology annotation, biological process: protein folding. The coding region runs from base 142 to 1353 and encodes 403 amino acids. The record is from RefSeq and is a predicted model, not a curated record. Gene Ontology annotation, molecular function: calcium ion binding. The transcript is spliced from 6 exons. NCBI's taxonomy places the organism in Eukaryota, Metazoa, Arthropoda, Insecta, Hymenoptera, Braconidae.